AUGGCCAAAAGUAUUAUCGAACGAACUACUUGUGCCCAAGUCACCCACCUUCUCCACACAGUGUUUCUUUUCACGAAGAACGACUACCCUCUUGUGUUCGCACCAAAUAUCUUGACCGGAAUGGUGCUUGCCGGCCCCACAGAUCUGAGGUCGUUUGUAGCAGCAUGCGUCUGGCUAAACCUUCAUCUAUUGGCGUUUAAUAUUCAAAACCAGCUGGUCGGGGUGGAGGAAGACCGCCUAUGCAAACCUUAUAGACCGUUUCCUUCAGGGAGAAUAACUGUACAACAAGGACGAUUACUUUAUCUCGCUGUCGUCGCCGCCUCAAUCGCUUGGAGUUUCUGCCAUGACCUGGUCCUCCUCAGUGUCAUUUACUCCUGCGGGACAACGCUGUAUAACGAAUUGGGACUGGCAGCAAAUCCCUUCUUAAAAACUCCGAUGGGCGGGAUUGCCUAUAUUUGCUACAGUUGGGGUGCGACCUUCAUAAUUGGCCACCAUCAGCCAUUGAGUGCUAAUUCUCUCUACGCAAUUAUGAUGAGCGGAUUGAUAUUCUCCCUUACUGGACACAUGCAGGACUUCAGGGACCGUUCUGGCGAUGCUCUUAUGGGCCGUAGAACCAUCCCUAUCAUUCUUCCUCAGGGCGUAGCCCGUUGGUCUCUACUAUUCAUUAUUGCCACGUUCACGUACGGGUUAAUCGUAUUAUGGUCUCCGCCCUUUUUUGUUACUAUCGUGUUCACGGCCCUCUUUCUCGUUACUGUCGUGACCCUGGUGGCGACCCAUUCAGAAGAGGCUGAUCGCGUAAACUUCCACUGGUAUGAGCUGUGGUUGAUUUGUGCUCACCUCUUGCCCCUUUUUAGACGCAUAGCGGACGGAGAGGUUGAACUUCCAGGAACAUUUCUAUUCAGCCAUUUAAAUCUAGCGUGA
This is a messenger RNA of Marasmius oreades (fairy-ring Marasmius), 921 nucleotides long. RefSeq lists its product as uncharacterized. The transcript is spliced from 7 exons. The record is from RefSeq and is a predicted model, not a curated record. Gene Ontology annotation, molecular function: transferase activity, transferring alkyl or aryl (other than methyl) groups. NCBI's taxonomy places the organism in Eukaryota, Fungi, Basidiomycota, Agaricomycetes, Agaricales, Marasmiaceae. Bases 1 to 921 code for a protein of 306 amino acids. Gene Ontology annotation, cellular component: membrane.